Molecule: messenger RNA, 3958 nt
Organism: Syngnathoides biaculeatus (alligator pipefish)
Lineage: Eukaryota; Metazoa; Chordata; Actinopteri; Syngnathiformes; Syngnathidae
Gene: unc13d
Product: unc-13 homolog D (C. elegans)
Exons: 36
Coding region: 435-3953 (1172 amino acids)
Source: RefSeq, a predicted model, not a curated record
CCAACAUUAAAAUCGAGAAGUGGAGUACGCCUAAAUGUUAAUUUGAAAAAAAAAAAAACAAGGCAGAAAAGGUUUUACUGCUAAAAUAGUAGAUUUAAUAUUAUUGUAAGCCGCUUGUGUUAUAAUUAGAGAACAACCACAUUUAAGGGACACUGCAAGUGAGGCUGUUGGGAAAUCACCGUAUCCAUGCACACCAUCAGCACCGGGGUCCCCCAAGGAUUGCCCGGAGAAAACCCACGCAGGCACAGGGAGAACAUGGAAACUCCACACAGGCGCAUCCGGGAUUGAACCACGGACCUCGGAACUAUGAGGCCAACAUUUUCCAGCUGGUUCACCGUGCCACCCACUUUGCCAAUUUGAAUAUGAAAUGCACAUUUCAAACAUUAAUGGAAAUCACGUUUUAGCAACACUUGGAAAAGGAGGAAGGCAUUGUGAUGGAGUGGAACACAUUUUUGAGAAGUGAUGACUUCCUGUGUGGCAGUUUCAUCAAAAACGGUGCAUUGACACUUGUGGAUGCCGAGCAGGGUGACAGCUCACCAGACAACAACAUGACAACUCGACUGAAGACCACCAGCUCUGAGGAUCAUCUACUCAAAACACCUGAACAAAAACCUGGCUUAGCAAGAGCCAAGCAGUUCUCUCCGGGCCAUACGCGUAAACUGGGCCAGACAAGAAAGAUCCGAUACAGGAGGGAUUUCAAAGAUGAGGAAAACCCCGAAGAGAGAGCACGUCACCUCAAAGAGCUGGAGCUGAAACCUUUGUAUAAGGAGUUGUUGUACACUAUUGCACACAAGAUGGGAAAAUCAGCAUCAACUGAGGUCUUCACGGAUAGCCAACUUCACCAGUAUAUAAAAGAGGCCCUCACAAUGACAGAGGAUGAGCACAACUCUCUGAUGGACAAAGUACAAAAUGCAGAGCCGCCUGUCUACUGCCUGAUGGCCACUGUAAAGGAAGCCAAAGAAAUCCUGGGAAAAGAUGUUAGUGGUUUCAGUGAUCCGUAUUGCUUGCUGACCAUACUGGAAGAUGAAGAAGAGCGACGCACACGUCGAUCCAGAGCCAAAGCCUCAAAAUAUGUGGUUAAGGACGCCGUGUCUGAUGAUAAGAUUUAUCAGACCGACAUCAAGAAGCAGACCCUCAACCCAAUUUGGAACGAAACAUUUAUACUGGAGUUUGAAGUCCUCGUGGGUGCCAGCUUCCAUCUUGAGAUGUGGGAUAAAGAUGAGGAGGUGUCGCUCAGUCAGAAACUCGAGGAGUUCACAACCAACUUUUCUAGUUUAAGCAGAAUUAUUAAGGAGGUCAAAAAGGAAAAAGGGACUGAUGACUUUUUGGGGAAAGUAGUCAUAAAACUGCAGGAUCUUCACUGUACUGAGGACAACUGGUACAUUUUGGAGCCAAGAACGGAGACAUACCCAAACCGAGGCCAGUGUCACCUGAAGCUCAAGUUUAUCCAUAAAACGAGAGAUGACACACUAAGUCCAGGUCGAAAUGCUUACAUCAACUACUGUGGAAUCCUGGAACAGUUUGUUCUGUCUUACAUUUCCAAGCAAAAGAGUUCGACUCCAUGGAAAGGGGAACUGUGUGGUGAGGCUCAGACUCUCCUGGAGUAUUACGCCACGCAGAAUGACCUCUCACCUUUUCUACAAGACCUGGCGAAGUGGCUGGCUUACAGCAAACUGUGCCAAAGCAUAGAGGUGGACUCCUCUUUGCUUUUACAACAGCUGACUUGUGUGGAGUACCACUGGCAUCAACAGGAGCUGCCACACCAACAGAAACAAGAACUUGGUGACUCGCUUCAUGGUUUCCUGCAUUACGGACUCCAUCUUGUGUCAAAAUACAGGGACGUCUUCCCUCCAACGCAGAGUGCCACUCAAAAGUUACACACGUUGCUCAGAAUCUUAGUCCAGAUCUGCAAGACGCAGGCUUUUCAGAAAAUGAACCCGGCUGAUUUUGAAGUGCACGAUGAGGUGGCUGAUGCAGUGCAGACAGGUACACAGGAGUGGUUUACCAACAAAAAAGGUUUGCACCAGCCAAUGACCAAGGAGCCAGCAGAGAUCAUUAGCGCUUUGUCCAAGUUGAUUGAGGAAAUACGGGAUGACAUAAAACUCAACAAGGAUGUCUGGAAUAGAACUUUUGUGAGUGCAGUACAAGUGGACGCGUUCACUGCAGUCUACAAGACGUUUGACUCUCUGCUUGCUACAGAAGUGAGAGAAACCUUAUCUGAAAUGGAGGGUCGCAUUGAUCAGGGUCUAGCAAACAGCCUGUUUCCCGUUUACCUGAGCUUGCAAGCAAUCCGUAAAGACAAAGCCUUCGUGCAGAAAAGGGGUUUACUUAAGCUAAGCAACUUUCAUGUGAGCUUCAGAGAGGCUCAGCCUUACUGGCUCAAGCAGAUGUUCAACACCACAAUGGACAGAGUGGAGAGAGCCGUGAAGGUUGACCAGCUUCAGCCCCUGAACUCUGGUGACGUGCCCAUAAAACACAGCUCCUCAGCAGUGGACCUGGCGGCGUGUAUCCAGCCUGUGUGCGAUCUGUGGGAGCAGAUGUCCUGGCCUGACCCUGAGGAGGCCUUCAUGCUCAUGGUCAAAAUCGUAGAGGAUGUGUGCAAGAUUGUGGUGACCUAUUGUCAUAGUUUGAAGGACAGAGCCAGAAUGCUCUCAAAGAAGUCUGACCAGGGAAGCGCCAUUAACUUGCUAUGUGUUGUGGUGAAUGACCUGGAAUACCUGCGCUCUGUCCUGGCACAACUUCCCACACAGCUGAACUGGGCAGGGCUCCGGGAGCGCACGCAACACGUCAUCGGGGAAAGUCAGUUCCACAACACGUUGCCGUUACAGGUGCAGCAAGCUCAGGGAAUUCUCAGACGACAGAUCCGCUCUGCUUUGGACAUGCUGAGCAGAAAGUUGAAUACAGACAUUGAGACUCACGUCAGAGGAAUGUCAACUAGAAGGAGGAUUCCCUCCAAAUCCAUAGAAGAUGCUGCAACCCCUCUCAUGCGCUAUCUGGAAAAAGAGCUGCAUGACAUGAACCAAAACUUGGUUCAAGAGAACUUCAACAGUCUCCUCACGCCUUUGUGGAACAACUCCAUGAAGAUUCUCCACCAGAUGGUCUCUGAGCAUUCGCAGCAAGAAGGGUUCAUGGUGUUCUGUCACAGGCUGCUGUACACGCUGCAGUGCUUGGAGCAGUGUUUCUACGGCGAGGGUAAUGGACUUCCAUUGAACGUACUCCACUCUGAUGAGUACAAGACUCUCAAGAACUACCUGACUCAUCACUCUCUGAGCAGUCGCCAGCUUGUGGACAAGUUCCUGGAAGGGAAAAUAUGGGAACAGAGAGUGAUUGCCGGUGAGAAAUAUGGCGCUGUCACGCUUCUCGCCUCCUACAGGAGAUCAGACCAAAGGCUGAGAGUUGAAGUGUUGAACGCAGUCAACCUCCUACCAAUGGAUUCCAAUGGUUUAAGUGAUCCAUAUGUGAAGUUGUGUUUGGAGCCUUACCACACCUUCCCUCUUGUAGAACCUUGUUGCACUCAGAUAAAAAGCUGUGAUCUUAAUCCUCUGUUCGAUGAGGCCUUUGAGUUCCUAAUCGGACUGGAGCAGUGCCAGGCUCCAGGGGCUUGCUUGGUCGUGACGGUUCUGGACCAUGACAUCUUGAGAACAGAUGACUUUGAAGGUGAAGCCUUCCUGUCCCUCAAAGACAUACCUGGUGUAGCAAGAGGGGAUGGAAAAGACGGACAGAACUUUCAUCCAGAUGUUCCUCCUGCUCAAAUACGUCUCCCCCUGACACAUCCAAAACCUAAUGAAAACAACAUCCUUAAGUUGCUGGAGUCCAGGAAAGGGGAGCGGGAAAUACAAGCCUUUGUGAAGAAAAGAAGACAACGAGAGAAACAGUCCAGAGAGCAAAGUCAAGCACAACACGCACACUUUUUUUUUUCAUCCAAAAAUAUAGAAUUUGCUUUAAUGAACUAAAUCCA